AUGCGAGAGCCAACAUUCAUCAGUUGCGCCAUGACAUUGUCCAGUCCUAUGCAAGUUCGAGAUGAUUUCCCUCCAGCUUUUCUUCACAAGUUGAUCCAUGUGAGGUUCACUUGCCAGAAGAGGCAUUGCCCAUGGUCCUGUCACUAUCGCUGUAAGGGAUCCACUAUAAAGGCUUCGCGAGAGUUGAAAAAAAUUGGAACGCAACAGGGCGAACCCAAAGGAGCAAUUCAUAGAGCUGGGGGCAUAUGA
Molecule: messenger RNA, 249 nt
Organism: Prunus armeniaca (apricot)
Lineage: Eukaryota; Viridiplantae; Streptophyta; Magnoliopsida; Rosales; Rosaceae
Source: the annotation of a GenBank genome assembly